This is a messenger RNA of Paralichthys olivaceus (Japanese flounder), 2542 nucleotides long. RefSeq names its product transcription factor 12-like. Lineage: Eukaryota; Metazoa; Chordata; Actinopteri; Pleuronectiformes; Paralichthyidae. Gene Ontology annotation, biological process: regulation of transcription by RNA polymerase II. The record is from RefSeq and is a predicted model, not a curated record. Gene Ontology annotation, molecular function: DNA-binding transcription factor activity, RNA polymerase II-specific; protein dimerization activity; RNA polymerase II cis-regulatory region sequence-specific DNA binding. Gene Ontology annotation, cellular component: transcription regulator complex; chromatin.
AUACACAUGAGUAGAGACACGGACAGACGAGGUGUGUGUGGACUGUACUGUGAGCCUGGAGUCUUGCACUGAACCAGACAGAGUUAUGUACUGUGCUCAUCCUGCCUCUGGCACAGGAAACAACUCCCUGAUGUAUUGCUACAACGUGAAACCAGUGUACGGGCAGUCUCCCACUAAUGACGACAUCAAUCAGAACUUAUCUUCACAUCCAUCCAACAAGAUGUCCACCAAUGUGUUCGCAAGCACCUUCUUUGAGGGGACGAGCAAUUCGCCCGACAUCUGGAAUGCUGUAAAUGGGCUGAACCAGCAGGGCUAUGAAGGUGCACUGGGAGCAGCCACAACCCACCAAACACAGCCGGGGAGCUACAGCAGCCUGCAGCCACCACACAGUCACCUGGACUACUCCUCACAUUCAGUGAUGGCUGCUGAUAUGAACAGGGGUCUUCCACCCAUGUCCACAUUUCACCGCAACAAUACAGCACCACGCACCCCGUCCAUCAACACCUCAGAGAAUUCAACAGUCUCAGGGAGCCAGGGAAACGUAUCAGGAGGGUCACAGACAGGAGCUACCUUGGGCAAAGCUCUGGCCUCUAUUUAUUCCCCUGAUCAUACCAGCAGCAGCUUCCCCUCCAGCUCAUCCACACCAGUGAGGACUCCAUCUCCACUGCCCAACACAGCUGAACCUGCAGGUUCUAACAUGUGGCCCCGGAGUUCAGUCCAGGCACCAGUGUCACCACAUUAUGAGUCUUCACUUAUAUCAAUGUCUCAGGUGGAAGACCGUCUGGACAGACUGGACGAUGUGAUCCACGUUCUGAGGAACCACGCCGUGGGCCCCACGUCCGGUCUGCCCGCCGACAUCCACGCCCUGCUGAACCAGAACCACCACAGCCACCAGGGCUCCACCAACGCUCUGCACUCCACCUGUCAUAAUCAAGCCAUGGUUGAAGCUGUCGUCAUGAACAACAACCACGCAGCCUUCCAGGGCCGCACACAAAAUGGCCACCCCUACCCUGCCAGGCAGAGGGCCGUUCUUCAGCCCAUGCAAGGUGGAGGAGGUGUGGGAGUUCAGGGUAAUCUGGAGCUGAAGAUAGAGAGCGGGGAGAGGGAGGAGAUGAUGCACACCAGCCACAGCUCCGACAGCCAGAGAUCAGACGAGGAGAGCGAACACAAAACACAGGGAGAAAACAGCAGCAGGGACAGUAUUCACGAGGAUGAGGACCUGAGCCCGGAGCAGAAGGUCGAACGUGAGCGCGAGAGGAGGAUGGCCAACAACGCCCGCGAACGUCUGCGCGUGCGGGACAUCAACGAGGCCUUCAAGGAGCUGGGGCACAUGUGUCAGCUGCACCUGAAGAGCGAGAAGCCGCAGACCAAACUGCUGGUGCUGCACCAGGCCGUGUCGGUGAUCCUGAGCCUGGAGCAACAGGUCAGAGAGAGGAACCUGAACCCGAAGGCGGCGUGUCUGCGGAGGAGAGAGGAAGAGAAGGCGUCCAUGACAGAUCCGCAGUCCAUGCAUCUCGCUUUUCACCCCAGUCUGACUGACCAAGCAAACCCCAUGGGCCAUCUCUGAGCAUCACGUCCAACAUCAAAUGUUGACUAAAGAUCAUCUCGGGAGCAUCCAGCGUUCCAGAGUGGAGAGGUCGACCUCUCUGAUUGUAAAGUGUGAUGCAGUCGAACAAUCAUCUCCUCACUUCCCCCAAAAGGACUUUUAACUUUGUGCCUAAACUUUAGACGUAACAGACAAAUGCAUUGUAAGCUGCAGAUGUUUUUUUGUACAUAUUUUGUAUAUUUAUUGAUUAUCCUCUACGUUUGAUUAUAUCUGAAUAGAUGAGACCUGGUAGCGACAUGUGACCUGCAGUCUUGACUUUUACAGUGCAUCACUAUUUACCACAGACACUCGAGAUUUCCACCGAGCUCAGAGGACCGACGAUACCACAGUGUGUUCAGGCGACGGAUUUCAUUUGUCCUGUGGUCUGUGUGUGUGCCAGCGUGAGAGUGUUUUUUGUGGGAGUUUGAACAUUCUGUGAAUGAACAGAUCUCCGAGAAUGUUCUUUAACGUGCAGGCGUCAUCUGUUACUUGUAUAUUUGUUAUGAAUUUGUGCUGUAGCACUGUUACAAGGAUACACUCGCUGAAACACUGGUGGACAAUCCUUCUUCUGAGUGUAAUCACUGCUCGUCACAUGUAGUCAAAGCUCUUUGCAUGUUUGAGUUUUUAAAUAGGACAUUUUGUUUUUUCUAAGUUAUGUAAGUUAUCUUUUAUACAGAUCUUGUGAAUUUGUUAAUGUCUCUAUUUGCUUUUUUUCAUUCUGAUUUUACAAAGAAACACUUUUGUGCAGUUUUUUUUAGAUGUAGCCACGUUUCAUGCUCUGAGCAAUACAGUGUUACAGAAUAACUGAUGUCUUGUUUGCUUAUCACACUGCCCAAACAGGUAAUGAAUAAUAAUCAAGAAUAAUCUGAAAUACUAUCAUAACAUGUACAGUGUGUACAGUUUGAAGUAGCCUACAGGCAUGUGUCAAAUGAUAAUGUAGCAAUAAAUGUCUUUUUU